CUCUGUCUUUAUAGAGGAGGAGGCACCAUCCAGGGGAGGAUGAGCGAAAAGACCAGGGGGAACGUGUACAUGAGUGAUACAUGGCUAGGGUUAGGAGACAGAGAAAAGUGUGAGAGGGCUGAUACAGAGAAUCAGCAGUGAACAUGACAAGCAAUUAGGAAUAAGGACGGAAGAAGAAGGAGGGAGUGAUACAAAAGCACAGAGGGAGAGAGAGAGAGAGAGAGAGCACACCAGAAGACAGUGGCACAGAAGAGAGUGAAAAGACCUCUGUAUGACAUCCUUGCAAUGAAGCACACAGUAAAGUGAGAUAACCGGACCCCAUGGACUAUUUAAUAGCCACAGACACACCCAGCAUCAGCCACCCUGGAGUCAGCCCUAACAUACCAUAAGAAUCCACAGCCAAAGUACCAUUACGGAGGUGAGUACUGUACUUAUAUGAGUGACAGCUUGGAUUAGUCCCAGUAGGGAGUUCAAUGAAAGGACACUGAGGCCAGCAUGUUUCUGAAUUCUGGAGUUAGAGGUGUAACGUAGAAAACAAUCUGCAUAUUUUACAUUGUCAAAUUUGUAUAACUGAUGGAAUUGCUAGUUCUAACACAAAUAACUUCUCUCUCUCCCCCCUUGUUUUUCUUCCUUGUCAUUCUCUAAUUUUCAUAUUCCAUUUGUCCUGGAUUCUUCUGCCUGACUUUACCUUCCAACACCAUAUUCUUAACUCUUCUCUUAUCCUGUGCCCUCUCUUAUAUGCCUUCUCUUUUUGCCUAAGACAGUCCUACAAUCCCAUGUUUCCACCUUUACAUGCCAACUCUUCCCUCCCCUCUGUCCUUUCGCCCUUACCUCCUACUUCUCCUACCUUCUCUCCAACAUCUUCCUACCCCCGUUCUUCUCCUUCUCCUCUCUUACCGUCUCUAUCAAUGGCCUUUGGGGCUUCCUCCAAUGCACUGGGCCUGUGGAUCCUUGCUCGGGCCUAUUCCCACUCUCGCAGACUUCGACGCUCUAGAGCCCAGUUUCUCCUCUUGGCAUCAGGACUUCUAAUGACCGACUUGGCUGGACAUGUUAUCGCUGGUUCUUUUGUCCUUUGGCUGUAUUCACAAGGAAGGAUUCCAGCUCUUGGAUGCCAGUUUCUUGGUGGUUGUAUGGUAUUUUUUGGCCUUUCUCCGCUACUCCUUGGAUUUCUCAUGGCAUGCGAACGCUGCCUUGGUUUGACCAAACCAUUAUGGCAUUCUUUUAUGGUGACACAAACCCGUGCUCGUUUAAGUCUGGCAUUAGUUUGGGCUGUAGCCUUUUUGGUGGCCAUACUUCCACUGAUGGGAUAUGGAGUAUAUGGACUUCAACCUUCUAGAACCUGGUGCUUCCUACAAGGACCUCCAAGUUUCUGUUUGUUAUUCUCAGGUCUUGGCUUGAGUUCACUAACUGCUGCACUGGUGUGCAAUGCUUUGGUUGGAGUAACCCUGCUGAAAGCCCGACUCUUAAAAGCCUCUGGGGAGGAAAGAAGAAGGAGGCGGCGUGGAGCCCGCUCCCAUGACCUGGAGAUGAUGGUGCAACUGCUGGCAAUCACUCUUGUUUCAUGUGUGUGCUGGAGUCCCUUGCUGGUAAGAAUGGUUGGAUGGAGUUAUGAUUAGCAGUUACUUAUUUGGCUGUUCACAGCUUACUUUCAUUUUAUAAAAAUAAAUUCUAAUCCAAUCUCGCUCUGUUAGACUAUUACUCUAUGAUCUUUUGACAGUAUUUACUCACACUUAACAUUUCUCGCUGAACUAUUUCUCUCUUUGUUCAUCUUUCUCACUCACAUUUUUUCUGUUUUCUUUUUAUGGUUGGACAUCUUCACAUCACUUGCAAACAUUUCGUUCCAGUAUAGAACACCUUUCUAGUAUAGAUCAAGAAACAAGUGUAAGCAAAGUUCAUAAGAUAAUUUAUUAUAGGCUGUACAGCUUUCUAUAAGAGAAAUUAGCUAAGGAUAACUGUUGCCCUAGGCUUUUCCUUUUGUAUACCCACUCUCUCAAUUUAAUUAGUUCCUGUAUCUACCCAUGGUCCCUUCAAUUUGGAAAUCGCUAUUUCUACCUAUGCCCCUCUUCCUAGAUAUAAGAAAACAUUCAUUUUAUCUCCCUCAUUAGAAUACAGGCUCUCAGUCCCACCCUCUCCAGACUUCAGAUUGUUUUUAUUUUCCUCCCCUACUCUUGCUCCUUCCCUCCCUACCUCAGAACAUUUUGCUUUGUUUUUUUUCUCUCCUUUCCUUUCCCAGAAAUCAGGUCCCCUUCUUUCUUUUUUCCCAUGCCUCCAGAGAAAACCAGAUAACCUCUCUCUUGCACUCCUACCCCAGAAAUCAGGUAUCUCCCUCCCAUUAGUCCCCUUUUUAAAAAAAAAAAAAAAAUCAAACCUUCUCUUCCUCUUUCGCAUAAAUGUCAUUAUUUCCAGCCCCAGAAAUCAUGCCACUUUUUUAAAAUUUCCUAAAAUCCAGUUCUUUGCUUAUGGUCUGCUAACAUUCCCCAUUGUCGGAAUCAGGUCAUGUCCUUCUACACAAAAUAAAUCAAAUACCUUUCCCUCACCUAAUUCCAAUAAAAAAAAAAAGUGUCAUUAUUCCUUUAGCACCCUAAGUAUUUAUUUCCUCUUCCCUUCAGAAAUAAUGUCCUCUUGUCUCAUGCCCCUUGCCCCCUUUCCCUUCCAGAAAUAAUCUCCUUUCCCUCCCCAAAUUUAUUCUUCCAAGAACUGGCCGGACAUGGGUCCAGAGUGGAUCCUUUAGACAAACAACAAAAUACAACACCAAAGUGUAGUAAGUGAAAUAAUAUAAGUAUAAAAUAUACUUAUCUCUAAUUAAAGAUAGGAAGCCUCCCAAGAUCGUAACCCACAGACGACCUUAUUACAGUAUAUAGAAAAAAACUGAGAAAAUGUGGGAUACGGCUGGGCAAAAUAAGAUAGAGACGUAUAAAGCGCUCAAAGGUGCCUCCCCGAUGAAAAUGGGUGGCUAAAUAUUCCCACGUCCACUGCAAUGGAUAAGAUGUAAAACAGGACUCCACAGUUUCAGUGUAUUCCUUUUUAUAUACUUUAUGCUGGUGGUUAUUGUCCACCUUUUUACAAUAAAUUUCUGAUACUUUUUUCCUAAAUUCCACAGUUUGGAGUCGGGGAGGCACCUUUGAGCGCUUUAUACGUCUCUAUCUUAUUUUGCCCAGUCGUAUCCCAUAUUUUCUCUGUUUUUUCUGGAUCCUUUAGACCCAUGCAGUAUUUAGAGAAGACAGCAUUUUGCCACGGUCUCUGGGCUGUUUUCCCCAUCUAUUGCCCCCUCCCACCUCAUCCCUCACAAUAUGCAAUAGUGGGGGUUAGCACAGUAUUUCCUGCUGUGAGGAGGUUGACUAUUUCAAGUCCUCUCUCACUGGUGGAAUAGUGGGGCUUGUCUGGGUUCUGUGCUCUGGUUACACAGACCAACUCCAGGAACUCCAUGGUGGGAGGCACUGGUUUAUAGUACAUUCCAUCCCUCACACCUAAAUUCAGGAUACAGAUUGUAAGUAUAUAAAAUUGUAUGUGUGAAACAUAGAAACAUAGAAUGUGACUGCAGAUAAGAACCAUUCGGCCCAUCUAGUCUGCCCAAUUUUCUAAAUACUUUCAUUAGUCCAUGGCCUUAUCUUAUAGUUAGGAUAGCCUUAUGCCUAUCCCACACAUGCUUAAACUCCUUCACUGUGCUAAACCUAUACGAUUUCAGCUGGAAGGCUAUUCCAUGCAUCCACUACCCUCUCAGUAAAGUAAUACUUCGUGAUAUUCUUUUUAAACAUUUGCCCCUCUAAUUUAAGGCUAUGUCUUCUUGUUAUGGUAGUUUUUCUUCUUUUAAAUACUGUCUCCUCCUUUACUGUGUUGAUUCCCUUUAUGUAUUUAAAUGUUUCUAUCAUAUCCCCCCGUCUCGUCUUUCCUCCAAGCUAUACAUGUUAAGAUCCUUUAACCUUUCCGGUAAGUGUGUGUCUGUAUGUAAUUAUGUGUAGAAGGUGUAUUUAAGGGGUAGGAAGAUGAACUGAUGGAUAGAGGGCGAUUUACAGGGCUGUAGGGACUCCAGGAGGUGGGAUUUUGUGGGCUUAGGCAGAAGAAUGUCUUGGGCUACCCUGGUUAUUUCCAUUCCAAAUUACUUUAAAAUACUCUCCCCCAAAAUACUUCCCUUUUCUACUUCCUUUACAGAAACCAUAUCUGCUUCAGUUACUUUGUGAAUAUAUCUAUCCUUGUUUCUCUCCCAGAAACGCAUAUCUCUUCCCUGAAAUUAGGUUCUUUUCUGUCCCCUGCUUAUCUCCCAAUCCAUAACUCUUUCACUUCUUUCCCAUAAAUUAUACCUUGAGCCAGGGCCGGUGCAAGGAUUUUUGACGCCCUAGGCAAAAGUAAAGUUUUCCGCCCCCUCCCAUGUGACAUCACAAUGCCCCACCCAUAUGAUCUGCCAUGUUAACUAACGCCAGUGCUGCAGUGCCGCCGUGUUUACAUUAAAAGGCCUGCAGGGACAGGCUAUAGACACCAGAACCACUUCAUUAAGCUGCAGUGGUUCUGGGAACUAUAGUGUUUCUUUAAUGUGAGGUAAAUUAAAGAUUAGUGCCACGAAUAAUAUACUAGAUUGCCUACUUACAACUAGAUGAGGAAGAUGAUAGGCUCUAGCUGAAGUCUGGCUCCACUGGUCUGGUGUAGAACAGGCUCUCUGGAGGCGGUUUGUAACUGUGGUCACAAAAAUCAAUGUUCUGGGAGAACGGGAAGCAGCUCCAUUUUUUUGAGGGCCCUUUACACAGUUCAAGGUCUGGGUCCCAGGGUCCACCUUCAUGUUCCACCAAUGAGUUUGUUCACAGGGAGUGGAGUGUGUGUGGGGGAUGUCCUGAUGUGUGUAAGGAAUGCAUUGUGUGAAUCUGUGUUUGUAUGUGUAAGGGCUACGAGGUGUGUUUGUGUAUGCAGUGUGUGCGUCUGUAAGGGAUGCAUUAAGUGUGUGUGAGGGGUGCAUUGAGUGUGUGAAAUGAAUGCAUUGUGUGUUUCUGUGUGUGUAAGGGAUGCAUUGCUUGUGUAUGUGUGUCUAAUGCAUUGUGUGUUUUUCUGUGUGCAAGGGGUGCAUUGUGUGUGAUUGUGUGUUUGUGAUGGAUGUCAAUCUCCCCCCCCUGUCAAUUUCCUCCCCUCCUCCAAUUUCCUUCUCCCCCCCCACCAGUUACCUUCUCCCCCCUCUCCAAUUUCCUUCUUCUCCCCCCCUCUCCAAUUUCCUUCUUCUCCCCCCCUCCAAUUUCAUUCUUCUCCCCCCCUCUUCAGUUUGCUUCUCCCCCCCCUCUCCAAUUUCCUUCUCACCCCUCCAAUUUCCUUCUCCCCCACCUCUCCAAUUUCCUUCUUCUGCGCCCACCUGAGGCUUUCUACAGAGCGCUCUGUCGGCUGCAGCAUGAGGGGGGCCGGCGCUCCUGGCGGCGCCCUAGACGGCUGCCUAGUCCGCCUAACAGGUAGCGCCGGCCCUGCCUUGAGCCAAGGUUUGACUGAAUUUAAGGUCCACAGAACAUGCAUGAAGCCAGCAGCUUUUCUUUGGUUAGUUAUUUGUAUGUUUACUGGUUUUCUUUAUCAUAAAAGAACACUCCAAGAAUCAUAACCACUAAAGCUUGAUGUAGUUGUCAUGGUGCCAGGAAUGUACUGGCACCCCCAAUGUCAUUAGUCAAAGCCAACUGCAUGAUAACAAGGUCCUCCUGGUGCUAGUCACCUCCUUCAUGAGAACCGGAAGCUCUCUGAAUCGAGAGAGCUACUCUCAGCCAAUGAGCUGGCUCAAAACCACAGGGCUUAGCUCAAGAGAGUUAACAGAAUCUCUAUGUAUAAGCUUCAGCUCUCAAUGGAACAAGUGACCAGCCCCCGGUGGACACCAGCUAAGGUAUCAAACUGCUACAAAAAUGGUUUGACUUCUGACAUGGGGAAGGGCAGCAGGGCAUUUCUGGCACCAUAAACACUACAACACAUAUGGUGGUUGUGGUGCAGGUAGUGUUCCUUUAAUUUGUACCCCUUCUCUGACCUAGAACAAAGAGCCGGAAAAGGGAGAAGGACACCAGAAACUCUAGUGUGACAAUACAUGAAGUAUAAAUGUACCUCACCUCUUAAAGCUUUUAACAUUUGUCCAAAAAUAAUCUGACAAUAGAUACGCUAAUGAUGCUUUAACAUACCAUUCCCUAUGUACCAUUUCCACCACAUAUUGGGGCUGAACAAUGACUCCAUUUUAGGUAAAGAAUAUCAUUUAUUCAUCAGUGCUUUGAAAGUCAUUGUUCAUCUAUGCUUUCUUAGAAGCUCUUCCCGGACUUCAAUUGCCUCUGGCAAAUUCAAAUGAUUGCUGAGAACGAUAGCGGAGUUAAAGUUCACUGCAGCUGCAAUUAAAAAGUUUUCAGAUAACUGAUUUUUGGGUAAUUCCUCAACUACAGGUUUUAUACCAUUUUUAUACUACUUAAAAGACCACCAAUGUCGCUCCAUGUAGUGGUCUGGGGGCAGCGGUCCUGCCAUUUUAACCCUGCAAUGUAAAUAAUGCAGUUGUAUAGGGUUAAACACGCCUCUAGUGACUGGAGUCCACUGCACUAACAAAAUAAAACACAGUCACGUGUCGUUGCAUCUCAUAGAAAAGUAUUGAUUCAAUGCUCUGCUAUGAGAAGCAUUGGAUGCGUGCAUGACACUCUCCGCGCAUGUGCUUCACAUCUCCAAUCAAUGCUAUGAAGAGCAUUUGAUUGAACCAGGGAUAGAAGAAGAGGACAAGAGGCGCAAAGCUCUAAGUGAGUCUUGGCGCUGGAAAGAGAUAAGUAAAAAUCUUUUUCUAAUUUUCAUUUUUAUGGCAAACGGGGUAAGGGAGGCACCAGGGACAGGUUUCCUUUAAAGGGCAAUUUUCACUUGUCUGGAAAUUACACUAUUGACUAUCACAUUGAAAAUCACCUAGAACUUGUGGUAAUUUUAUUAAGAUUUUGCUCUUUUUAAAUACAAUCAAGAUUUAGCAAAUUGUCAUUACCAUCCAACUCAGUUCACAGACAGAGAAUGUGGAAUUCUACAUGUAAUUUUAUUUUUCAUAUCUCAAAAAUAUUAUUUUGUUAAAUAUAGAAGAUAAGUAAACUUAUUAUAAAAAAAACAACAUAAAAAACUUGGUAAGUGACAGUUUCCCUUUAAAUAACUAUUUAACUUCUUACUUGUGUGUUCCUCUACCUCUCCUUUAUUUACAGGUAUCUGUGGUGAUGCAACACACUGGCAUCUCCCUUCCAAACUCCGGUUGGCUACUCUUUGCUGUGCGCUUAGCUUCCUGUAACCAGAUACUGGAUCCCUGGGUGUAUAUCCUCCUGCGACGUUCCAUGUUCCACCGACUCUGCGCCAUAUUUGUAAGAUUGGCGCACACUCAUGGAGGCAAGCUAAGCCGCUGGGACCCUGGGGACUUCCAGAGUUCAGAUCGCAGCGAAGUGAGUCAUUUAUAGACUUCUUAACAAAUGAAGAGUACCCCUUGCAUGAGACUAAAACAUAACACAAAAAGUGAUACACAAUUCUGGGAGAAGCUAACAAAAAAUCCAAGAAAAAAUCUCAACGUGCAAUAAAAAGGACAACCUUGCAAUUUCCAUCCAGACAUGCAAGCUGAAUUGAGUGAUACAACAAAUGGCAAGCUUAAUGCCUAGUAACUAGCUCUUUUCAAAACACAAUUAAACUAUUCCCCAAAAAGACAUCCAGCCGGUGGAGAAAUGCUGCCUAAAGGCAUGUUUGGAGCAUGUCACACAUGUCCGUUGUGAUCAUAUGAAGAACUGCACAUGAGGAAACAAAAACAAACUACUGUACUUUUCUUCCAGUCAAUGAAGCCUGCGGAGAUAUUGCCUACUGCAACCCAGGGUAACUUGUUCCCCACAUCGACCUAUAUAUAAGGAAAAGCUGUAAUGGAAAAUGUAUUGUUAAAGAUAGUCCACGGAAAAUGAUAUAUGCAGCACAUUCUAAUGAUGCACUGUGGUAACAAGAGAGAUGUCUAUAGAAAUACUCUGAAUAUAUCCUUGGGGACACAGAUACAAAAUCCCAGCUGCUCUAAAAACGAAUCUAAAUGCAUUAGAGCAUAAGAAAUUAUUUUAAAAAAUGUGGACCAUCUAAGCCUUGCAAAGAAUGUUUUGCUGUACAUAGAUUUAUCUAAACUACCUAUCUACCUAUCUAUCUAUCAAAGAAAGAUCUACCAAAGAACUUUGGCAAUAGUUUGUCAUGAAGUGUGUGGUGGUGUAUGUGGGCCAGGAAUUUCCCCAGCACCAAUGGAUUUGACCUUUUCUUUUUAUCUCCAACCACUUUAUUGUUUGGCUGAAAGAUAUUACUUUGAUCCCCAAAACAGGGUUUUACCAGAAAUAUCUGUCAGUUAGGCACUUAACAUACUCACACAUGCAUAAAACAGUAUAACCUCCAUCAACGGUUUAUAGUGUGAUAUAAACCGAUAUAUUAAAUUGGGCUUGUUUCCUCAUUUUCCUUUUAGAAAGGGUUGAGGUAGUGUGUACCCCCCUUUCCCCAGCCCCAAAAGAACUUUUCCGCUUUAUCUAUAUUGGCCUAAAUUUUUGAAUUCGCUGUGAAUUCCUGUUGAUUCACACUUUAAUGAAAAAAUUCUGUUGGUCAGCAUUUGACCCAUGACGUGGAUGGCAUAGUGAAGAGCUUAUAGGAACACGUGUUGGUUCACAAAGAACCUUGCUUGUGUGGAGACACCUAAACUGACCUCACAUGAAUGAGGCAAUAUUAAAAAGUAAAGAGAAGAGUAUGAAAAACAAGGUGGCAGUGGAGAUAAAAAUGAUAAGAUUUUGCAUGAAUAAUGAUAAUUAACUUCUUUCGUGCUCAAGACCACCAUCAAUGCCCCAUCAAACCUUGGUGUAUUGGAACUACUGGGGGUUCAGAGCGCAAAUUCUCAGCCUCUAUAUUUUAAGGGUUCUAUUCGCAUAACUCUGAGACAGAAUUUCAGAAUAGCUCUUGAAUUAGUUACCAUAAUUUGAGUCCAAAAUCACAAGGGACCCGAAUUCUAUUCACUAAGCACAGAGAUAACUACUGAAUUUGGAACUAUAUUACUAAACACUGGGACAGAUAUCAAAGAACCUUCAUCUUUUCCUGUUUGUUGGCAGUAUGUGAUUCAAUUCAGCCAAUUCUGGGACUGUUUCAUUGUAAAUAAACUCUGCGAAGUUGAAAGUUGUGGUAUUCUAUGGAACUUGGAAAGGAAUACAGCCAAGUGUCUCCAUUUAACCUUUAAACAGAAGCCCUUCGUGUACUUUUACCAUUCAUCUUUGUAUGUUCUUUUAGCAUAUUCCAUAAAUAUAUUUUCUUCUUAACCCCUUAAGGGCACAUGACAUGUGUGACAUGUCAUAAUUCCCUUUUAUUCCAGACGUUUGGUCCUUAAGGGGUUAUGCUGGACAUUUUACCGUAAUCCAUGGUACAUGCCUUUUGCACCACAUUCAUUUGAGUGAAAUUGUGUCUUAUUAAGUCAGUAAAAAUGUUUUAUUUUGCGUCUCUGAACUGAAAAUGUCUGGGCAGGACAACCAUGUAUAAUUAUGGUGACAUAAACACCACUUGUGAGUUUGGUAAUUGAAAUGUAUUAUUACAAUUAUCUGUGCAGUUUAAAAAAUAAAAAUAUCAAAUAUCCCUGUUUUAUAUAUUAUUGGUUAAUGUAAGGCACUUUACAUGACAGGUCAUCUUGUAACCUCUUAAAGACCGCGUGGUAUUGCUUUGCACCCUUAUGCCAGAAUCUUUAGCAUUGGUAGAACAUUAAGGCACUGCAUUACUUAAAAGAGAAAUUAGUUUUCUUUGGAAUAAUAACACAUUGUUUUGAUGGCUGUAGACUGUCAUUGGUCCUUAAGGGGUUAAACAGUAUAUUCAGCACCAUGUCCCCUUCUGCCCACCCUGAGCUCUUCUAGAUGCACUAAGCUUCCCAAGGCCAUGUGACUCUGCCACCCAAGGCUAUGGCAUGAUCAUUGCAAUGUUUUGCGAGGUCAUGCUGUCUUUACAAAGAUGUAUGUGUGAAUGUCUAGUUUUAUUUAUUUCUUUAUUUCUGGAUAGAACGAAUGUGAUUACAAUCCUUUUAGGGAGUUGUUGGCUGUGAGUCCUGCGCUAGUUGUCAUACAGAUUGGCUGGGCUGUCACAAUUUGACGUGAUAUAGUGACUCUCCAAACUCUCAAAUCUGAAGCUCUCUAUCAUAAACAGAGGCUGGUCAUCUAUUCAGAGCAGGUUAUACAAGGCUAUUCUAUAGUAAAUGUAAAAAUCUAUAUACGGCUAUUAUAUGCUGGUGAUGUAAUCUAUAUAUGACUGUUAUAUGGUGAUCACAUAAUCUAUAUAUGGCUAUUGGUGGUGGGAUAAUUUAUAUAUGACUGUUGUUAAAAGGUGGAGAAAUCUAUAUAUGACUGUUAUAUGGUGCUUUAAUUAUCUUUAUAUGACUAUUUUACGGUGCUGGAAUUGGUAAUGCCAUUUAU
Molecule: messenger RNA, 10391 nt
Organism: Pelobates cultripes (western spadefoot toad)
Lineage: Eukaryota; Metazoa; Chordata; Amphibia; Anura; Pelobatidae
Source: the annotation of a GenBank genome assembly